AUGGCUUUCCUCGGGUUCCCGGGGUCUCUGGCCGCUGCCGCUGCCUCUGCUCAGCUUUCUCGUUUCCUGCCGGUAUCACGGAAACCCAAUUAUCCACCGCCCAAUUCCCAUCGCUACGAGGGACCUCACCUAUCGUCGCUUCAUAUACCAGUUGUCGUGUUUGGAAGUGACGGCGCUGGCCUGGAAACAUGUAUCAUAAAGAAUGCUACUGCUAUGCCCGGUCAAGACAAGACGAAAAAUGGCUAUAUACAAUAG
Molecule: messenger RNA, 255 nt
Organism: Sodiomyces alkalinus F11
Lineage: Eukaryota; Fungi; Ascomycota; Sordariomycetes; Glomerellales; Plectosphaerellaceae
Exons: 2
Coding region: 1-255 (84 amino acids)
Source: RefSeq, a predicted model, not a curated record